AUGCCAGACUUCUACACACUCAUUGCACACGUCCGGGGCUGGCAUCUCGAGGACAAGCAGUUUACCGCUGCCGGCGAGCCCAUCCUCGGUGGUCUCUUCGACUUCGGUCUGUACUUCUUCUUCAACAACACCCACGAGCCUGUCGACGCGGAGCUGGCUGGCGCUGCAGGGCCGCACUUCAAUCGAGUCACCGCCAACAGCAGCAUGACAAUAAUUAUGGCCAUGGUCUAG
This is a messenger RNA of Parastagonospora nodorum SN15, 231 nucleotides long. RefSeq lists its product as hypothetical. The transcript is spliced from 2 exons. Bases 1 to 231 code for a protein of 76 amino acids. Gene Ontology annotation, molecular function: malate synthase activity. Gene Ontology annotation, biological process: glyoxylate cycle. The record is from RefSeq and is a predicted model, not a curated record. NCBI's taxonomy places the organism in Eukaryota, Fungi, Ascomycota, Dothideomycetes, Pleosporales, Phaeosphaeriaceae.